ACCGGAAAAACGGCGUAGUCAUUUUGAGUUCAAGCAGUUGUUUUCCGGAUAAAAUUCUUCAUCAACGAUGGCACGUUACGACCGGGCGAUCACAGUUUUCUCCCCGGACGGACAUCUUCUUCAGGUCGAGUACGCCCAGGAGGCGGUCCGAAAGGGAUCCACGGCUGUUGGAGUUCGUGGAACAGAUGUAGUGGUGCUUGGUGUGGAAAAAAAAUCUGUGGCCAAGCUUCAGGAAGAAAGGACUGUGCGUAAAAUUUGUCUGCUGGACAAUCACGUGGUCAUGGCAUUUGCUGGUCUCACUGCUGAUGCCAGAGUGUUGAUCAAUAGAGCACAAAUUGAAUGUCAAAGUCACAAAUUGACAGUUGAAGAUCCAGUAACAUUAGAAUAUAUUACUAGGUAUAUUGCAAGUUUGAAACAGAAAUAUACACAAAGCAAUGGUAGAAGACCUUUUGGUAUUUCUUGUCUUUUGGCAGGGUUUGAUUAUGAUGGUGUACCUCAUUUAUAUCAAACAGAACCGUCUGGUAUUUACUACGAAUGGAAGGCUAAUGCUACUGGUCGUAAUGCAAAAACAGUAAAAGAAUUCUUAGAAAAAUAUUAUACUCCUGAAGAAGUGUCUACAGACAAAGGUACCAUAAAACUGGCAAUUAGAGCGCUACUUGAAGUAGUGCAAUCUGGUCAGAAAAAUCUGGAGAUUGCUGUUAUGCGCAGAGGGAAACCUAUGCGAAUGCUGGAUUCAGAGACGAUUGGAGAAUACGUUACUGAGAUUGAAAAAGAGAAGGAAGCCGAGGCAGAAAAGAAAAAGCAGAAAAAGUGAUCACAUACUUUGUUAAAAACACAAUUUUAUAGAUUUUUAAUUCUUGCAAGAGUUUUUUUAUAAGGGAUGUGUAAAGGUGUUCAAGAUUUUGAGACUCCACAACAAACUUCAAAGCUGCGUCAGAUGUGGACAUGUGAAUAUAACAGCUGAUAACUGGUGCAACACUAAAAGUAAUUUUCUUAUUACAAAAUAAAGUUUUUGAAACUUA
Messenger RNA from Copidosoma floridanum, 1022 nucleotides. It is a transcript of the gene Prosalpha4, whose product is annotated as proteasome alpha4 subunit. The record is from RefSeq and is a predicted model, not a curated record. Gene Ontology annotation, cellular component: proteasome core complex, alpha-subunit complex; proteasome core complex. Gene Ontology annotation, biological process: ubiquitin-dependent protein catabolic process. Lineage: Eukaryota; Metazoa; Arthropoda; Insecta; Hymenoptera; Encyrtidae.